Messenger RNA from Oikopleura dioica, 528 nucleotides. The record is from the annotation of a GenBank genome assembly. NCBI's taxonomy places the organism in Eukaryota, Metazoa, Chordata, Appendicularia, Copelata, Oikopleuridae.
AUGAGCACCAAUAACUUCCAGCAGAAAACACCGGGUAUUUACAACCCAGCCUCCAAGUAUCCCUUCGGUCUUGGCUCUCCCCGAUCUGCCUCUAUCAAAUACUUGAUCAAGCAGUGGAAUCUGCACAAGAGCGACUACCUCGGUUUCUUGACCUUUGGCCAGUUCUUCUGCGGCAGCGAUUUCAUCGAAGCCAUCGAUGAUGGACGCCUUCGAAUUGAUUUCACCGACAACCGACAUGUCUACGCUUACUCUGGCCAGACCGCCUACAAAGAGAACGGAAACUUCUCCAAGAAGACUCUCCAAUUUAUCGCUCGAGGUUCCGACGCUGCCGUCUGGGGCGCCGGUAAAUCUACCUGGGUCGACAUCGUCUUCGUCCAAAUCCACGGUAUCGACACCAUCGACUGGCAAGGCAAAGACAUCGAAAUGUGCUUCGAAAAAGCCAGAAUCGGAUUCGAAAACAACGCCAACGCUUACGCCGAAGCCGUCAACAACGACGUCAACUAUGCUUCCUGCGUCGUCAACGCCUAA